CCCGGGGCUCUGAGAAAUAUAGGCAGCAUCCCUUCUAGCUCAUGCAUUCGGUCCCACAGCUGCCUUAUAAGACACCGAUCCGCAGCUGCGCUAACCACUGAUCCAAGGUGAACCCUCACAGGCGCACACACACACACACACACACACAUACACACACUCACUUACACACACACACACAAACACUCACACACUGUCGGAUCUUUUGCUGGGAGACAAAGUGCGCAGUCGGGGAACGCAAUGUUGGUUAAACUGGCCGUGGCGCUGCUGGUUUUAUCAGUCCUGGAGCAGGUAGUGCGAUCGGAUAAUACUGAUAUUCAUGACAGCCCUCCGGAGAAGCCUGCGAGCCAGAAAGGACGCCUCUCCCUGCAGAAUACAGCUGAGAUCCAGCACUGCCUAGUGAGUGCAGGGGAUGUUGGCUGUGGUGUGUUUGAGUGCUUUGAGAAUAACUCCUGCGAGAUACGGGGGCUACAGGAAAUCUGCAUGACGUUCCUGCACAACGCUGGCAAAUUUGACUCUCAGGGAAAAUCCUUCAUCAAGGAUGCUCUGAAAUGUAUGGCACAUGGGCUACGGCACAAGUUCAGCUGUAUCAGCAGGAAGUGUGUGUCCAUUAAAGAGAUGGUGUUCCAGCUCCAGAGAGAGUGCUACAUCAAGCACAACCUCUGCUCUGCUGCUAAAGAGAAUGUGGCGGUCAUGGUGGAGAUGAUCCACUUCCAAGAUCUCUUCCCUAAAGGUCCAUAUGUGGAGCUGGUGAACAUUCUGCUGAGCUGUGGAGAAGAGGUGAAGGAGGCGCUGACUCGGAGCGUCCGACUACAGUGCGAGCAGAACUGGGGGGCUCUGUGCGACAGCCUAAGUCUCUGCUCCUCCCUUGCACCAUCCCCUGCUGGUGCUGCCGCCGAACACCGCCGCCCCUUGCCUUCCCACCCUGAACCGGAGCAGCCACGUCCCCCGCGGCAAGGCGACAAAGACAAACCCGGUAAGGCGGGCUUCAACGCUCACCCACGCAACCGCAGUCAGGGUCUGCGCCGCCAGAGUCCAGAGGUCGGAGUGGUGGCCGAGCAGGAAGACCCGGAGGCCACCGACAUCCGGAGGUGAAAACACAGGAGCGGCGCAACAUAGAUGACCCUCUACGUGAUCUAAAAACCACAUUUACAGACUUAUCCACACACCCUCACUGACGCACACACGACGAACAUGCAGAACACACAUCUAUUUACACACACUUAACACAGACGGAGCAGAAGGAAACAAGCCCCGACUUUUCCUGUUCUUAUUCCGCCCUCUCCAGUCAUUCCAGCAGCCCCACAUGGUAAACUUGCAGGGUAAUUGUGGUAUAGCUUGUACUGUUAUGCCAGACCAUAGGCCACGACUUUUUAAAAUUAAAUAAUAAUUGUUAAUAUCAUGAUUAUUUCAAUUGUUAGGACUAUUUUGGCUCUAAUAUAGCAUUUCUCAAAUCAUACUUACUGUAAGAUUUGAUUAUAUUUUUAUUAUUUAUUUUAUUCUUUAUGCAAUGUUGAAAUAUCGAAAUGUACAUAGAAAUAUACUUAUCUAUAUUUAUAUAAACAUGUAUAAAUAUAGCAACAAUAUGCAAUACUGAUAUAUGAAAUAGUAUAUGGUGUGCUGUCUGUUGUUCUCCUCACAGUAUUGCACCCAUCACACAUUGGUCUGUAGAUAUGUAACAUACACCAUUUGUUGUUUCAAAGUGGGAUUGUGUAUUGUAAUUAUAGUUACUUGAUGAUUAAAUACAAAUUGUACAGGUUUCAAGUCCAGUUCUGGCACAUAUGAAAUGUAGUGCAUGAUGGCCACAAAGCCACCAAACUUGUGCAUUCUUCAAGUGAAAAUCCACUCUAAAGAGAAUGCAAAUGUAAUACUAUGAAUAUGGACAGUCAUUUCACAAUUGUAUGUAUUGAUAAGUCUCUCACAAAGCCAGAAAUAUAGGAGAGCCAAUAAGACUGAUCUGUGUUGCCAUCGGGCACUCUGUUCGGGCAGCACGAAAUGGGAGACUAACGUAGCAGAUGCAGCUUUAUGGACUUGUUUUUUUUCUUUGGUAGGCCUAUUAGCGCUACUAUGACACGUGUCUCAUUUGGAUGCAAAAAAAUCGCAUCACUCUCAGUCAUUCUUCAUUCUUCGGAACUUACUCAGUGACGUUACAGAUUAAUCUCAUCAUUAUACCUUUAGGAGACAAUUGCUUGUUUUCACAAAUACAACUGAUCUGUCAGAUAUUGUACAUUAUCUUUAAUUUGGUUUUCCUUUUAACCAUCAUCUAUCAUUAAAGUACAGGAAUGAGAAGAUGUUGAAAUGUAGUGCAAGAUUUGAGAGGGACUUCUUUCUCAAAUGUAAAGUCAUACACAUCAAGGUGCCUAAACUUGUUUUUGUCCACAGUGACCGCUUCUCUGUGAUUUAUGUGAAUGGAUGAUAUUGUGUCAUCGGGAGAUUUUGAAGCUGUUAAACUGAUAUAAAGCUAUUUUUCAAUAAUGUUGAGCCACAAAAGUCUUAGAUGUUGCACUUGGGAUGAUUGUCAGUUGUGUUGGACUGCUACAGGUUUGGAGAUAAUACCAGGACAGUCACACUUAGCCACAGCUAAUUCUGUAGCAUGGGGUAUUCCAUUAGAACAAGCCUGGUUUUUUGCCCAGCAUCCCCACAUGCGCCUUUGGACCAGAUUGAGCUCUUAACCUUUCUACCUAAUCUUCGCCUUCUCUGGUGUCCCAGUGGCUAGAACAGAGGCUUGACACACACCUUCCAGAUCUCCAGACCUUCUAAAUUAGCCCUUAGUCCUCUUCAGUCCCUUACCUAGGUCAGGAGAGACAUGAAGGCCUGUUAUUCUAUCCGUUAGAGCCACAGGCAACGCAGCGAGGACCCAGGAACUGGGUUAAGUCCACACACGGGGGCUCUGGCGCUGUUAUUCUAAAUGUUAUAUUUACCGAGGCCACCAGAGAAUUCCUCUGGGCCACAGCCAAGAGCCAGCAACACGGGGAGGAGAGGAGUGCAGCAAGAGGGAGAGAGACAUGCUCAACUUUUUUUUUUUUUUUUUUAAGUGAUGAUUCACAUCAUCUUUAUUUCUCUUUGUACUCCUCUUCUCUUCCUCCUUUAGGUCACAGACGCAGGCUUUUGACCAUUUCAGGCCAGUCACAUGCUGUAGCCGUUUGUGAACACAUUGUUCCGCACGUUAGGAAAUGCUUGGUCCAAAAGCAAAAAUGACACAUGCUCAAACUUUGUGGCUCCUUUUUUAGGGUUUUUCAUUUUCUGUUUCCUGGUGUACUCACAGUAAGGUAACAUUUUGCUUCUUGUCAUUUAGAGGCAAUUAUAAGCUCCCAGGGUUGCAAUCAUCAGUGAGGCUUUUUUGGUUUUCUUUUUUAUUCUGUUGUGGAAGUUGGGAUUCCUGUGACAUCCUGACAUAAGACAUAAGCUAAUCCUAUCGAGAAUGUACUGUAUGUGUGUAAAGUCUGUUCAGCUCUCUGUCAUUAGGUUUGAUAUGGCUUUUUGUAAUAAUGUAGUGGCUUGAAUGGCUUUUCUUUGUGUUCAGAGGAAAAUAAACUAACCACGUUUCCUGUAUUGUUAGUGUUCCAUCAUCACAUUAUGUGUUUUGCUCUGAUAAGCACAAGGACUCUGCUUUCACUGUUAAAAAUACAGAACAUGGUCUAGAAGUGUAGAAGUCACCUGUAAGACAUUGGGCAUAUGAUCCUAUAAAUAUCUUUAGAUUCAUGAUGUCAGAUGUAUCUUGUUAUCAUUAAAAUAUUUUGUCUCUAUUUUGUA
Molecule: messenger RNA, 3750 nt
Organism: Sphaeramia orbicularis (orbiculate cardinalfish)
Lineage: Eukaryota; Metazoa; Chordata; Actinopteri; Kurtiformes; Apogonidae
Gene: stc2a
Product: stanniocalcin 2a
Exons: 4
Coding region: 238-1092 (284 amino acids)
Biological process (GO): intracellular calcium ion homeostasis
Cellular component (GO): extracellular region
Molecular function (GO): hormone activity
Source: RefSeq, a predicted model, not a curated record